This is a messenger RNA of Anarrhichthys ocellatus (wolf-eel), 3347 nucleotides long. RefSeq names its product kelch-like family member 26 (gene klhl26). NCBI's taxonomy places the organism in Eukaryota, Metazoa, Chordata, Actinopteri, Perciformes, Anarhichadidae. The transcript has 3 exons. Bases 234 to 2048 code for a protein of 604 amino acids. The record is from RefSeq and is a predicted model, not a curated record. Gene Ontology annotation, molecular function: protein binding.
GCCAGCAUUCGUUGGUACAGAGGAGGGACGUGCCGCAAACAACCGGUAGGAGAGACCAGCACCGUAUUCACCACGGUUUACCACAGGACCUGAGACAGACGGCUGUCCUCUGUCCCUGCCUGAUAAACAGACUGUUCCCAUACUUAAAAAAAAACAUGAACAGGCCAAUCGUGCCGUUGGCUUUCUGGUAACAUCACUGAAAAUGCUCCAUGCGUGUUGCUCUGUGCUAGAAGAUGGCGGAGUCGGAUGGCGGGGAUCAUGCUUCGAAACAUCCACAGAGCAGUAUGGCUAACAAGAAUAGCACCCUGCGCUGUACAUUCUCCACCUCAAGCCACAGUGCCACCCUCCUCCAGGGCUUGUCGGUCUUGCGGGCUCGGGGCCAACUACUUGACGUUGUGCUGGCCAUCAAUGAGGAGCGCUUCCAGGUCCACAAAGCUGUGCUGGCCGCCUGUAGUGAUUACUUCAGAGCAAUGUUUACCGGAGGCAUGAGGGAGUCAAAUCAAGAUACCAUUGAGCUGAAGGGUCUGUCCGCCCGUGGGCUGAAACAUAUCAUUGACUUUGCCUACAGUGCAGAAGUCACUUUAGACCUGGACUGUAUUCAGGAUGUCCUCGGGGCAGCUGUGUUCCUCCAGAUGGUCCCCGUUGUGGAGCUCUGCGAGGAGUUCCUCAAGUCGGCGAUGAGCGUGGAGACCUGCCUGCACAUUGGCCAGAUGGCCACCACCUUCAGCCUGUCCUCCCUGAAAGAGUCGGUGGACACCUUCACCUUCCGCCACUUCCUCCAGAUUGCGGAGGAGGAGGACUUCCUGCACAUUCCCACGGAGCGCCUCGUCUUCUUUCUGCAGAGCAACAAGCUGAAGAACUGUAGCGAAAUCGACCUCUUCCACGCCGCCAUCCGGUGGCUCCGGUUUGACAAGUCGCGCCGUGCUCAGGCCAGCGGUGUCCUCUGCCAUGUGCGCUUCCCGCUCAUGCGCUCCUCUGAGCUGGUGGACAGUGUUCAGACGGUGGACAUCAUGGUGGAGGACGUGCUGUGCCGGCAGUAUCUCCUCGAGGCCUUCAAUUACCAGAUUCUUCCCUUCCGACAGCACGAGAUGCAGUCUUCGCGGACGGUCACGCGUUCUGACGUCUUGUCAGUCAUCACCUUUGGCGGGACGCCCUACACGGACAACGACCGCACAGUGAGCACCAAGGUGUACCAUCUCCCUGACAUGGCGUCCCGUCAGUUCAAAGAGCUGUCAGAGAUGGAGACGGGGUGCAGCCACGCCUGUGUUGCCGUACUUGAUAACUUCGUGUACGUCAUCGGGGGACAGCACUUGCAGUACCGCAGCGGCGAGGGGGCGGUAGACAGCUGUUUCCGCUACGACCCGCAUCUGAGCCGGUGGCUGCGCAUCCAGCCUCUGCAGGAGGCUCGCAUCCAGUUCCAGCUCAACGUGCUGCACGGACAGCUGUACGCCACCGGAGGGCGCAAUCGAUCUGGCAGUCUGUCGUCUGUAGAGUGUUACUGCCCGAAGAAGAACGAGUGGACUAACGUGGAACCCUUAAAACGCAGGAUUUGGGGUCACGCAGGGACUCCCUGUGGAGAAAAGCUGUAUAUCUCAGGGGGUUACGGCGUCUCGUUGGACGACAAGAAAACUCUUCACUGCUACGACCCGGCGUCGGACCAGUGGGACUUCAGAGCCCCAAUGAAUGAACCCAGAGUGCUGCAUGCCAUGAUCAGCACCAGGGACCGGGUGUAUGCGCUGGGCGGCCGCAUGGACCACGUGGACCGUUGUUUUGACGUGCUUGCUGCCGAGUAUUACGUUCCAGAGAACGACCAGUGGACCACCGUCAGUCCCAUGAGAGCAGGCCAGUCUGAGGCAGGCUGCUGUUUACUGGACAGGAAGAUCUACAUCGUCGGGGGCUACAACUGGCACCUGAACAAUGUCACGAGCAUCGUGCAGGUGUACAACACAGAGACGGACGAGUGGGAGAGGGAUUUGCACUUCCCAGAAUCCUUUGCUGGCAUCGCUUGUACGCCAAUUAUUAUUCCACAGAACACGACACAACGCUAACCAUCUGACCUGCGACUGUGAAGAUUUUAUUCCUCGUGCUCUUUCUGCCGGCCAUUGAGUCAACACAAGGUGUGAACAUUAUGUAAGCUACUGUGUGUGUGUGUGUGUGUGUGUGUACUUGUUUUGCUUUUGCCACAAUGUGUUUAAUCAACAAGCUUCUAAAUGACAAUUUGAAAGGACUGUUGUGAAGUUAAUGUUCAGAGUAACUUCCUGUUGGAAUUCUUAAUUUAUUGAGUGGUAAUAUUAUCUCCAGAUGACCUGUGAAGAUACAAGUUCUCUUCCGGAACCUUAAUUUUUUACACUUCUUAUUUACAUAUUAAUCAUAAUUUGGUCUGUAAAACUUAGUGUUAUAUUUUUACCAUUCAAGGGCUGAAGUUACAGACCGAACAAAGUGUGUCAUUUUAUGUGUGUGUUUGCGAAGGUAUUAACAGACGUCACCUUUAUGAUGUUAGACAUUUUGAUUGUACAGUUGUGACUGUUUUAUUUGUCUGCUUUUUAUGUUGUAAAGUUUUUUUAAAAUGUUAUUCAAACUACUCUUAUGUCUCCUCAAAUGUACUUAUCAACAAAUCACAAUGCACAGUAAUGAUUGCACAAAUGAACACAAGUAGUAGUUUGUGUUUAGCUUGGAAUCGCAUACUCCAUGUGGGCGUUAAUGUUUUUUAUUUUUAUUAUUGCCCUUGUGUUUCCUGAGCUGAAACCCCCCCACUGGCACACUAAUUGUUCUCUCAGUCAAACCGGUGUGGACCCCUUAAGGCAGCUACAUAAAUCAUUCAUGUGUGUGUUUCAGUUGUAAAGUCGGUGUCUGCUGCUCUUUAUGUUAAACAAGUGAUAAAUCUGGUGUACCACAUGCUUUUGUAUCUUGACUAAAAUUAAGGGACACGGGUGAUUUGCAUUAAUGCAGGUUAAAUAUUUAAACUAUUCUCAAAAAAAUCUAAUUUCCCCAGAAAAGCUACCUAAACUAUCCAUUUGCCGCGUUUAAUGCUGGCUCGUGUUUUUAUUUUAUUACCUUUUAAAGCUGUAUAUAUCAGACAUCUGAUUCUGCUGCUGAAGUCACCGUUAUACUUAAUGUGUGUUGAAGGAAGGAGGAAGCUGAAGUUCUUGUUUUUCUUAUUAAAUGUCAUCAUCCACAUGAUUGUGUCCAUUUCUCCUGUUGCCUUAGUGUGUAUUUGUCUUACCUGUAAAAGCACAUUAUAUUGUUCAAGUGCAAUAUAAAGGAAACUGCUGUUGUCAAAGGGGAAUGUAGACAUUUGUAAAUCUUGAUGUGCAUCCUUUAAUAAAGGUGUAUCAUGUUUCAAAAAA